ACAUUUGAAUUGUCAUGAAGUCAACAAUUGAAUCAGUCAUCAAUGAAAACACAAUACCAUCGUUCAAAUGUUUUGAAAUAGAAUUAAGAAGAAACAAGAAUUCAACAAGAUGUCUGAGGAAACGUGUCGGUUGUGUAUGUCCACAACCAGCGAUAAUCACCUGAACAUCUUCAGUGAUAUUGGAAUGGAGAUGAAAUUGGGCGAAAUCAUUGGUGAACAUUUCCAGUGUGAGGUCAGUGAGCUCGAUACAUUGCCGAAUUCAGUGUGUCAAUUGUGUUGGCAAACUACUGAAGCCUUCCAUGAGUUAUACGAACGAUCAAAAAUGGUACAGAAAAAAUUCAUUUGCUCAACUAUAAAAGUUGAAGCUGAUGCGAAUGAGCUGUGGCAAACCCACACGGAAACUCAUUUCAUUGAGGAAUCACAUGUAGAGCUUUGCGCAAUCAAAAUUGAACCGAAACAAGAUGAAGAGUCAGACACAAAUGACAAUCGUCAAAUGGAAUAUGAUGGAAAUUCGAGCAAUUCAGAUGGAAACAGCGAAGAAAAAAAUGCAAAUGAGGUGACUAAAGACGAUCCAAAAUAUGGAUCAAAUGAAGAAUCAUCGAUUUCUAGGAGAAAACGUCGUCGAACUACACCAAAGAGAAUUUCAAUGCAAUUUGAUAAGUUAUUCCUUGAAUACAAGCAUCUAUUUGACUUGACUUGUGAUUCAUGCCCGACGACAUUCGAAACGUUGGACGAAGCCCGAAAACAUUAUCGCGCUGAGCAUAACAUUCCAAAAGGAUAUAUCAAAUGCUGUUCAAAUAAGUUAAAAUAUCCAAGUAAGGUCUUAGAACAUCUACAGAGACAUAUAUAUCCCGAUAAAUUCAAGUGCACGGAGUGUUCUAAGGUGUAUUUUUCCAAACGUGAACUCGAAAAACACAUGAAAAAACACACUGAAGUGCCGACGUCACCGAAAAAAACGGCGCAGUGUAACAUUUGUAAGAAAAUGUUCAGCACGAAAACGGUAAUGGAACGGCAUAAACUGAAACGGCACAGCGUUCAGGAUGACUCGGAACAUGAACAGUAUACGAAAUUCAUUGCGGAAAAUUUUGAUAUGAAAUGUGACCGUUGCGAUACGAUAUUCGGUGCAUUUUAUGAUGCCCGUCAACACUACAAAGAUGCCCAUAAUGAGGAUAAUGGCUAUAUCAAAUGUUGCUCAAUGAAAUUAAACAAAAUGCCAUUGGUCAAAGAUCAUAUCAAAAGUCAUUUGGAUCCAGAAAGUUUGAAAUGUGAUUUAUGUAAUAAAAUUCUCCGAUCUCGAAUUGCACUCACACAACAUAAACGUCAGCAUAAGCAAACCGAGGAAAAGCCGUUCACAUGUGAUUAUUGUGCGAAGCCAUUUAGCACCAAAACGUUAAUCUUACGUCAUAUACUAUCGAAUCAUUCAACCAUAGAACCGAAGUUUGAGUGUGAAAUAUGUUCUAAAAAAUUCCAAUUGGCGCCAUUGCUGCGUCAACACAUAUAUAUAGUGCAUCGAGAGAAAAAGCCGGUGGUUACGUGUGAGAUAUGCGGCAAGACAUUUUAUACGAAAUUCCAUUUGGACAAACAUAAACUGCAGCACAUGGAUAAAUCGGUGAGGCUGGCGCAAAGGCAACAGUGUGAACAUUGCAAUGAAUGGCUCAUGAGCAAAAGUGGCAUCUACUAUCAUGAACAAAUCCAUAAAAAUGAACCACAAAAAUGCCCACACUGCCAAUUAGACCAUCCGAAUAAAAUGUCUCUACAAGCACACAUUCGACAAUAUCACAGAGAACUGAAGUAUAAAUGUAGCUAUUGUGAUAAAGCAUUCCCAAUCGCAUCAAAUUUGAAGAAACAUGAAGAAUCGCACACUAGACCAAAUAAAUAUCCAUGCCAAUUCUGUACCAAGGUGUUUACAUUACACAUGUCUCGGCGAACGCAUCAAUCACGCGAUCAUCCACAAGAGCUCAAACAAGACAGAGAAAUGAAAAAACUCAUGCGAAAUGCAGACAAAUAAAACUUAACCAAAAACAAAACAAAAA
Sitodiplosis mosellana (orange wheat blossom midge) is the source of this 2033-nucleotide messenger RNA. RefSeq names its product transcription factor grauzone-like. Gene Ontology annotation, biological process: regulation of transcription by RNA polymerase II. The transcript is spliced from 8 exons. Lineage: Eukaryota; Metazoa; Arthropoda; Insecta; Diptera; Cecidomyiidae. The record is from RefSeq and is a predicted model, not a curated record. Gene Ontology annotation, molecular function: zinc ion binding; DNA-binding transcription factor activity, RNA polymerase II-specific; RNA polymerase II transcription regulatory region sequence-specific DNA binding. Bases 110 to 2008 code for a protein of 632 amino acids. Gene Ontology annotation, cellular component: nucleus.